AUGUUGUUAAUAGUAUUCUAUCUUGUGCUGAGUGCUCUUGCGGCAAAUUGUGAAACAGAAGGCAAUAAAAGCAAUUGUGACAGCGGUCGCUGUGAAAUGGUUGGCAUUGUUGAAGUCUGUACUCAGUGCAAGACAAAUGGACACGUCCCUAUUGACGGAGUAUGUACGCCAAAGAACGAAGCAGAUGCUAAUUGUAAGAAGGAUGGAGGGAGUCCAUUAGAUCAAGACGCUAAGAUCUGCGGGCAGUGUGCUCAAGGAUACUUCCUUCAUAAAGGUGGAUGCUAUGCAAUUGGUGGAAACGUUGGACGCAUCAUCUGUAAUGAUCCUACUCCUACACUCAAAGGGCGCAAUUCUGUUGAGGGUGUUUGCUCAGCGUGCAAUUCUACCAGUGGAUUCUUUAAGAAUCCUGCCAAUGUAGCUAAUAAGGAUUCGUGCAUAGCAUGUGAUGAUACAACUGGUGAUAGUGGCAAUGUAGGUUUGGAAGGAUGCGCCACUUGCCAACAUUCUGGUUCGGGAGCAGCCACAUGCUUAACAUGUAAAGAUGGAUACUAUGAUAAUAAUCCAAGUCAGGAUACUGUUACAUGUGCAUCAUGUACGGAUGACUGUAAGACUUGCAUAGAUACUGGAAAUGCUAAAUGCACAUCUUGUCAGACAAAAUAUUUAAAAAUUACGGACCCUAAUGGUGUGUUUGGGGAAUGCGUUGAUGAAAACACAUGCAAACAGCCAGGAACCCACUUUCCGAUAACAACUACAGAUAACAUAAAGGUAUGUGCUCUUUGUAGCGAUGCGGAGAAUAAGGGCGUAGUUGGCUGUGCUAAAUGUACCUCGACCCCAGCAAGUGAUUCCGGCAAUGCAAUCAUUGUUAAAUGCAUAGAAUGCACAACGCCAGAUACCACCAAACCCAACUUUGCCGGGACAGGGUGCUUUGCUUGUUCUGCAACAGAUUGCUCUAAUUGCAGUGCAGAUAAUGUUUGCGAAAAAUGUGGGAAAGGAAAGAAGCUGAGCCCUUUAAAGGAUAGUUGUUUAGAUAGUUGCCCUGCUGGCACGCACAACAAGGAUAACGUUUGUGUCCCUUGCCACACAUCUUGUGCAGAAUGUGCAAGUGAUUCUGUGGGAGAAAGCUCAUGUACAGCUUGCUAUCCUGGAUUUGCAUUGCGCAAAGGCGAGGACGAGGCUACCGGGGCAUGUAUUCCAGAAUGCACGGGAAAGUACGCAGAAAACUGUGAAGCUGGCCAGUGCACAGCCAUCGUUGGAGGCUCCAAGUACUGCAGCAAGUGCAAGGCUGGAUACGUUCCAGUGGACGGCGUCUGUGUGUCGACAACAGCAAGGACGCCGACUGGAUGCACGCCAAAUGAUAACAAUGAUGGAACAUGUAAGGAAUGCACAACCACAUACUUCCUGCAGUCUGGCGGGUGUUACAAUGCACAGACAUUUCCGGGCAAAUUGCUAUGCACAGCGGCCACUGGCAACGGGCAGUGUCAGACAUGUGCAGCCAGUGGACAAAGCCCAGCUGGAGGAAAAUGUCCGGAAUGUUCUGAGGGCUGUGCAAAGUGUACUGACUCUAACACUUGUAACGAAUGCUUUUCAGGAUAUUACAAAGGUGCUGGUAAUAAAUGCUUUAAAUGUACCGAUGGUGACAAGGCUAACUCUGAUGCAAUAACUGGUGUAGAGAACUGCGUAAGCUGCGCGCCUCCAAUUAGUGGCAAUGGUGGCUCUGUCAUCUGCUACGUCAAGACGGAUGGCACUGGCGGUGGUGAUAAUGAUAACAACACCGGCGGAAGCACGAACAAGAGCGGCCUUUCCACGGGCGCCAUCGCAGGCAUCGCUGUGGCUGCUGUCAUCGUUGUAGGAGGCCUUGUGGGCUUCCUCUGCUGGUGGUUCAUCUGCAGAGGAAAGGCGUAG
Molecule: messenger RNA, 1902 nt
Organism: Giardia duodenalis
Lineage: Eukaryota; Fornicata; Diplomonadida; Hexamitidae
Product: VSP with INR
Exons: 1
Coding region: 1-1902 (633 amino acids)
Source: RefSeq, a predicted model, not a curated record